AUGAUCAGACACGGAGCUUCCAGAACAAGAGAAUCUUCUCAGCAUCGAGCCGGAGCACCCCUCUUCAUGACAGCUUUUCAGACCAUUCUAUGGAGGUGGAUUUCUGGAAUCUUAGGAGUAACAUGCCUUUUGUUGAUGGCUACUUUGGGAAUUGUGUUGAAAAACUAUUAUGGGUAUAGUUCUUGCCAAGAAAGAUGGGUCGGCUAUCAAUGCAACUGUUACUUCAUUUCCAGUGAAUUAAAAAUGUGGAAUGAAAGCAGUGAUAUCUGUGCUAAUCAUAAUUCUACUCUACUUCAGAUGAACAACAGAGAUGAAUUGCAUUUUAUGAAGCGUAAUCCAUACUUUUAUUGGAUUGGAGUCAUCUACAAUACAAACCGCAGUGCCUGGGUGUGGCUGGAUGGUUCCGCUGUCCCCCAGGAUCUAUUUCCAUUCCCUCAAACUGAAAACACAAAGAACUGCAUAGCAUACCGUUCAAAUGGUGAUGUUGUAUAUGAACCCUGUGAGACGAAAAAUUCUUUUAUCUGUAAACAACUUACUUAG
Molecule: messenger RNA, 540 nt
Organism: Talpa occidentalis (Iberian mole)
Lineage: Eukaryota; Metazoa; Chordata; Mammalia; Eulipotyphla; Talpidae
Product: natural killer cells antigen CD94-like
Exons: 5
Coding region: 1-540 (179 amino acids)
Biological process (GO): positive regulation of natural killer cell mediated cytotoxicity; stimulatory C-type lectin receptor signaling pathway
Source: RefSeq, a predicted model, not a curated record